Molecule: messenger RNA, 1059 nt
Organism: Bacidia gigantensis
Lineage: Eukaryota; Fungi; Ascomycota; Lecanoromycetes; Lecanorales; Ramalinaceae
Exons: 1
Coding region: 1-1059 (352 amino acids)
Biological process (GO): nucleocytoplasmic transport
Cellular component (GO): nuclear pore
Molecular function (GO): structural constituent of nuclear pore
Source: RefSeq, a predicted model, not a curated record
AUGUCUAAUUUCUUCUCCGCUCCGAAAACAGCUACUGGGUCUACGCAGCAGACAGGUGGGUUAUUUGGAUCCCAGCAAAAUCAACAACCGACAACCAAUAUAUUUGGAUCUAGCACCACUCAACAGCCAUCAGGUUCUAUGUUUGGUCAACCUCAAAACCAGACCGGAUCCGGUCUUUUUGGCAGUAAAAUGAGCAACGGCUCGAUUUUCGGGUCAACGCAGAGCGCCACGCAAAAUCAGUCGUCGAACCUCCAGCAACCCCCCAGCAUAUUUUCGGCAAGCAUAGGUCAACAAAGUCAAGCACAUCAAACAGUGCCUGGAGUGAGAAUCAGCGUCAAUGAGCUCCGACCAACAACGAGGUUCAAUGACCUGCAUGAGGAGCUUCAGAAAACAAUAGAGUAUGUUGAUGCAUUUGUCUUGAGCAAGAUCAGACUCCAGCAAGACUGUGAAAGUGCCAGCGAUAGCUUGGAACGAAUGUGUCAGUCCUUAGCGCCUGAUGUGGCCUACUGCAGUGAAAGCCUUGAUACUGUACAGAGGGCACUUGAAUAUGACGCGCAGUCUAUAGCCUCUGUCAAGACUGUGGUUCAUACCGACGCCGCAGACGCAAAGCUAAGCUUCAAGGUCAUCAACAACCUGAAACUUCCUCAGCAAUUUCAUCAUGCUACUUUAUGGAAUACCGUUUCAGUGCCGCAGCGCACCACACCAUCUUUCUCGGAUGAUGCAUCUGAAGAGAGAGCAAACCGCACUCUAGUCGACUAUUUCUCAACUCAGGCCGAAGAAUUGUCUAAAGGUAUUACGGCCUAUGAGCGAAACGUGACGGAAGUGGAAACCUACCUCAAUAGCGUAGAAUCCAACGCGCUUCAGCAAAUUCAGCAACUCGCUCUGACUCGAACCCACAAUGGCGGCGAGAAGAGCGCUGAGGAUCAAGUCCGAGAACUCGCUGCGGUAUUGAGAGACUUCGAGAGUGGCAUCCUUAGUGUCGCUACUAAAGUAGGAAACUCUCGUGAAAGCGCACAAGAUGCAAUGCUUGGGCCCGUCAAUGAGACACCUCGCUUUUAG